UAAGCAGACGUUUACAUUCCGCUAAAAAAGCCACACACACAAACAGGCACGCGUGCGCGCGCACUGAUCGAGCUGCUAAGUGCCGUUGGUUUCUGUGAAUGAGCCCCACAACGAGAAGGAAGGAAACAACCGCGGGACAGAAGAUGUGCCAUCAGAUCCCUUGGAGAUGCUUCUUUUAUCUGUUCACCUGCCUCCUUCUUUGGACUGAAGCAGUGCCUGUUGCCAUAGAUAAGACGAAGGUCCGGGUGCCAGAAGAAAAAAAAGAAGAAAAAGUUGACCAUCCUGACACUGGACUGUACUAUGACCGCUACCUCAGGGAAGUAAUUGAUGUUCUGGAAACGGACAAACACUUUAGGGAGAAACUGCAGAACACCGACAUGGAAGACAUUAAGCAAGGAAAAUUAGCCAAAGAGCUUGAUUUUGUAAGUCAUCACAUAAGAACGAAAUUGGAUGAAUUAAAAAGGCAGGAAGUAAGCAGAUUACGGACCCUGAUUAAAGCUAAACAUGAAAUGCAAAAUGGAAAUGAUGUAGCUAUGGACCAUCAGGCUCUUCUGAAACAGUUUGAAUAUUUAAAUCACAUGAACCCACAUACUUUCGAAACAGAUGAUUUGGAUAAGUUGAUUAAGACAGCAACUAAAGACCUUGAAAACUUUGAUAAGGAGCGUCAUGAGGAGUUUAAAAGGUACGAGAUGAUGAAGGAGCACGAAAGGCGAGAAUACUUAAAGACUUUGGAUGAGGAAAAGAGACAGAAAGAAGAGGAGCAUUAUGAAGAAAUGAAGAAAAAACACGCUGACCACCCAAAAGUGAACCAUCCAGGAAGCCAAGAUCAGCUCAAAGAAGUCUGGGAAGAGGCUGAUGGGCUGGAUCCAGUAGACUUUGAUCCAAAGACAUUCUUUAAAUUACACGAUUCCAAUGGAGACGGCUAUCUCGAUGAACAGGAGUUAGAAGCGUUGUUUACAAAAGAGCUCGAGAAGAUGUAUGAUCCCAAUAAUGAGGAAGACGACAUGGUGGAGAUGGAGGAAGAGCGGCUGAGGAUGCGAGAGCACGUGAUGAAUGAGGUUGAUACAAAUCGAGAUCGGCUGGUUUCAUUAGAUGAGUUUAUGAUUUCAACUGGAAAGAAGGAAUUUUUGGAACCUGACAGCUGGGAGACACUGGAGCAACAGCCUGCCUUUACAGAGGAAGAGUUGAAAGAAUUUGAAAAGCAUAUUUCUAAUCAAGAGCAAGAGCUGAGCAAGAAGUCUGAGGAACUCCUUAAGCAAAAAGAAGAACUUGAACGACAACAGCAGCAGCUCAAUGCCCAGAAACUGGAGCUUCAGCAGGCUGUUGAACACAUGGAAAGACUAAGAAGUCAACAGGCUCAGCAGCCUCCUGUGCUUGAGGGCGAACCGAACAUUCAGAAUGGUGCUGUGCAGCCUCCUUCGGAAACGGGAAGCCAUCAGCCGCCAGCCGCAGGUGAUGCCAAGCCACAGGAGUCACAUCAGUAGUCUCGAGUGCCUCACUUUCUGAGUGUGUGUGCGUGUGUGUGUGCGUGUGUUUGUACGAUUGCUUCACACACACACACACACACACACACUUACAACCACAGGAUCCAGUUUACAGCUCUAAUGAUAAUUUCAGAUAUGGAAUUCAAAUGUUUCUGUUCUCCAAGUGAGUCAGCUGUCCAAUUUGAAAGAAAAUGGCAAAGCAGCACCGAAUCGUUUGGAGUAAACUGCCUGGAAAGACUUUGUAAAUUAAUUUUCUUUCAAUUUUGUAAUCCCAGGUGCACAUUCCUAUUAGCUGUCGUCCUGCACAUCUCAGUAAAUCAUGCUGCUGCCGCUGCCGCCACUGCCCACUUAAGAGGAGGCCAUACCGUGGGGGUCCAGCUUCAUUUUGCUAGGUUUUGUUAAAUGGACUUCAUUUUAUCCCAACCUUUAUGCUGCCAUAUGUUGAAGUGAGUCCAUUUAACUUGACGUCACCUUGUAGUGAAGGGCUUGGCGUUGGUUACACCUACAGAUCUGGAGUGACUGGAGAAUGAGGGAGAGGCAUUUGAGUGCUUGUGUGCGUGUGUCUGUGUCUGUGUGUAUACGUGUGUGUGUGCGUGUCUGUGUAUUCACGUCCCCGCUUCAGAGACACUCCAGAGCUUUAGUCGCCCAUACCAAGUCAGUUUUAUGAAUCGAUCCUCCUGUGCGCCCUCCUCCUUCUUGAUACCUGAAAUUGAAAGCUGCCAUGUUUAGAGUGUACCACAUAUCCAGCCCCUCUUUAAUUUAUUAUGCUUAUGUUCAAAUCGUUUCGCUUUACUGAGGAGUGCAUCAUGUUGGUGAAAGUGUGAGAUUUUCUGGGGGCCCAUUUCCGCAUUUGGCAUUUCCACAUUGGCACCCAGUGCUUCUCAGACCGAUUGUGCUGCUCUCUCCUGGUUGGGGUUGCUGACUGGACUGUACAGGACAGGACAUGAUGAGUACCUUUGACGCCCCAAUUCCUCUCUCUUAUGUUGUUGCCACAUAUCAGAAUGCAUUUUAUAAAAAACAAAUGUCGAGAUGAAUGUAUAAGUGAAAGAUCUGAAAGUCUGAAUGUUGCUCAUAUAUGAAACGUGUGCACUCUUGAGCAGGGCUGCAGAUGCAUAACCUCGGGCCUUAAGAACGGGAACGGGCCUAAGCCCCGAUGCCCCCUGACACUGAUGGAGGGAAGCCCUUCAAGACCUUUGUUGGACUGUUGUAGACUGUGGGUAAAAUCACAACAGCUUGAACACGGCUCCAUCUUUAAGAUUACACAACCGAGGAGGAGAUGGUGGGCAUUGGGACCAUGUUGAGACCCAAAGACUCUCUUGGACUGUGGAAGAAAUCAAAUUUCACAGCCUGGCAUCACACCAGUCUAGGCAGUGACAAGGGGUGCAGGCUUUGAUGGGCACUACUGUGGAUGGCAGAGAGUCCCCCUUGACAUGCUAUGGCCAGAAGUCUGCUAAAAAUGGCCUAUGGGGACAGGGAAAGCCGAGUUGUGGCCCUGCGUUUCAGGAAUACUGCUGUCCCUUCUCUUUUUUAUUGUUUUCUUUUCCUACUAUAUGAUGUUUAUUUUAGUGGCAAUGAAUUCCGAAAAAGAUUUGUAUCCCCCAGAUGUUUCUCAAAAACACUUUUUUAAUUAGUGGAUUUUGUUCUUUGGUUGGUGCAAUGUAGUAAAUUCAGAAACGGAUUAAAUCUGAUGAUUUAAACUUGGA
Messenger RNA from Polypterus senegalus (gray bichir), 3187 nucleotides. It is a transcript of the gene nucb2a, whose product is annotated as nucleobindin 2a. Lineage: Eukaryota; Metazoa; Chordata; Cladistia; Polypteriformes; Polypteridae. The coding region runs from base 99 to 1484 and encodes 461 amino acids. The record is from RefSeq and is a predicted model, not a curated record. The transcript is spliced from 13 exons. Gene Ontology annotation, molecular function: calcium ion binding. Gene Ontology annotation, cellular component: endoplasmic reticulum-Golgi intermediate compartment; extracellular exosome.